AUGUUAGGCACAGCUACAAGACGAACAACUACAAUAAGGCUAGCAAUGACAGCAGCAACAACUGAAACAACAACUGAAACAACAACUAUAACAACAACAACUACAACAAUAAUAACAACAACAACUGCGACAACAACUACAACAAUAACUACAACAACAACUACAACAAUAACAACUACAACAACAACAACUACAACAAUAACUACAACAACGACAACCAUGACAACAACAACAACAACAACAACAACAACUACAGCAACUACAACAACAACAACUACAACAACAACAACUACAACAACAACAACAACGACAGCAACAACAACUACAAUAACAACUACAACAACAACAACAACGACAGCAACAACAACUACAACAACAACUACAACAACAACAACUACAACAAUAACUACAACAACAACAACGACAACCACGACAACAACAACAACUACAACAAUAACUACAACAACGACAACCAUGACAACAACAACAACAACAACAACAACAACUACAACAACAACAACUACAACAACAACAACGACAGCAACAACAACUACAAUAACAACUACAACAACAACAACAACGACAGCAACAACAACAACAACAACAACAACAACAACAACAACAACAACUACAACAAUAACUACAACAACAACAACGACAACCACGACAACAACAACAACUACAACAACAACAACUACAACAACAACUACAACAACAACAACGACAGCAACAACAACUACAACAACAAUUACAACAACAACAACUACAACAACAACCACGACGACAACAACAACAACUACAACAACUACAACAACUACAACAACAACAACGACAACAACAACUACAACAACAACCACGAUAACAACAACAACUACAACAACAACGACAACCACGACAACAACAACCACAACAACAACAAAAACGACUACAACUACAACCACAACAACUACUAGUUCUAUCACGACAACAACUACUACAAGUCCAGGUUGUAAUGUUUGUUAUGUUACUACUACUCCUGGUAAUAAUAAUCGUACUUGUAAUAAUUUUUGUGGUACUCGUACUUGUACUACUAUUACAACAGGUACAUCCACUACCAACUGUAAUGGUAAUUUUAAUCGUCCUUGUAACAAUGUUAUGGUUUUACUUGUUGUUGUGUGCAGUCACAAGGAGAAUAAAGAUAUGAAACGUAUUAUUGAUGAUAUUAUUAAUCAAAUUUUACCAGUGAAAAGUUUUCGUUGUAAUGUAACUUGUUUACUUGAUUUACCAGAUGACAUUCUCUUAAUGAUCUGCCGUUAUUUAUCAACAUAUGAUGUUUUUCAUUGUUUUUAUACACCUGAAAGAUUAAAUUCGAAUUUUCAUUGUUUGGUUUAUGAUUAUUAUACAAAGAUCAACCUUGGUUCAAUAGCAUUUGAUAAACGUGAUUAUUUGUUCAAUUUAUUUUCUCAUCCAAAUAAUCCUCUUCGACCUAAAUCAUUAAUAUUAAAUAAUGAACAUGGAUUUUAUUUAGAUAAACAUUAUUUCUUUUCUUUACAUAAUAAUAUAAUUCAAUCAGUACUUAUAAAUUUGACACAUCUUACUUUAAUCAAUUGUACUUCAACUGAUCUUAAUAUUAUCAAGAACUAUUAUAAGGAUUUCACAAAACUUGAAUAUUUUCAUGCUACUGUUCACGAAUGUUAUACAAAAUCAGAACUUAGUCACAUAGAUCAGAGUGAUAUACCAUUCAAUAAAUUAUUAUUCGCUGGUCGAAUGUGUACUCUACAUAUAGUUAUCUUCGAAACAUUUUAUGGACUUUCAUUGUAUAAAACUUUAAAACCUCAUCAAAGUCUUCGUCAUUUUAAUAUUGUUUUACAAAAAAUUGAUGAUUUAUAUAUAUUAAUCAGUGAACUUGUGCCAAACAUCGAAACACUUAUUGUUCAAUUGCGUGAAUCAGGCCUAUCAACACGGUAUCGUCCUCAAUGCCAAGUAUCGUGUCCUCGAUUGAUUGAUUUUACAUUAUUGGAAAUUUCUACUAAUAUAAAUCUUGACGAUAUUGAAUCUAUACUUGGUUACAUGCCUAAUCUUCGUAAAUUAACAUUGAGCAUUCGUGAUACACCUGAUUCAAGAUUUACUGAAGGAUCAACAAUGGAACAUAUGCUAAUGAAACAGGUUCCUCGUCUUGAUCAAUUUGAUUAUACAAUGACGCAUCGAAUUGGUAAUCAAAUACCAAUUGAUGAUUUUACUCUAUGGACGAUGGAUAUUGUUUUUUAUGAAAACGAAAAUACUAGAUGGAUACAUUUGUUUUCACUUCCAUGGCCAUCAAAUCAGCAAGAUAAACGAGAAGUACCUAUCAUCAACGGUAAAUACAAUAUUUCAAUUACAUCAGAUGUUAAAUAUACCCACAAUAUCAAUCAUAUUAAUAUUACAACGAAUGAUGAAAUGUUAGAGAUCAAUGAAAAAUCUAGUCGAGUCCGUGAACUUACAACUUGUUUAUCAAUUAAUAUCGAAUUACCACGAAAUAUUUCUAGAUUAAUUCUCAGUGUACAAGCACCUGUUAGUUCGAUAAACUCUAUUCCACAAGAAUAUAUUUAUAAUUUAGUUGUUGAACGUCGUUUAAUAGAUGAAAAUGAAAUUAAUGUACUUGCUCACCAAUUUCCACGUGUAAAAAAUUUAGAAUUAUUAUUUCCAUUGGAAAAAACUUCGUGUCUUCGUUGUUUACAAACUCUUUUUCGUCUUGCUGAUAAUACUGGAAAACGUUGUUUUUGGUCUGAAAUGAUUAACUUUCAUACAAAAUUUACUCAUGGUCAACCAUGCUGGAUUUGGAACAAUGACGAAUUUCACCAUUGGCUUCUUUCAAAUACUGAUCUGAAAUUUCGACCAAAUCAAUUCUAUAUUUCGGUUUCGGGUUCAAUAUUUUCUAUUUGGCUUUGA
Molecule: messenger RNA, 2907 nt
Organism: Rotaria sp. Silwood1
Lineage: Eukaryota; Metazoa; Rotifera; Eurotatoria; Philodinida; Philodinidae
Source: the annotation of a GenBank genome assembly